This is a messenger RNA of Sorghum bicolor (sorghum), 3523 nucleotides long. Its product is annotated as auxin response factor 12. The transcript has 16 exons. Gene Ontology annotation, cellular component: nucleus. NCBI's taxonomy places the organism in Eukaryota, Viridiplantae, Streptophyta, Magnoliopsida, Poales, Poaceae. The record is from RefSeq and is a predicted model, not a curated record. Gene Ontology annotation, molecular function: protein binding; DNA binding. Bases 284 to 2743 code for a protein of 819 amino acids. Gene Ontology annotation, biological process: regulation of DNA-templated transcription; response to hormone.
AUCAUUCCCACACCCCCCUCCUCCUCCUACCAGUCCCCCCACCCCCUCCCUCCCUCCACCCAUCUCUCUCUCCGCGCCCCCCUCUUCCCAGCCCCACCGCACCUCUCUCUCUCCCCCACACGCACCAUGGCGAUCUCCGAGCUCGGGUGAGCUGACGAGAAUGCGGCCGAUUUGAGUAAGGUGGAGGGCGCGAUGGAUGCGGGUUCAGGAGGAUUUGCGAGGAGGCUGUAGAGGUUAGGUUUCGGUGUCCCCCAGUCCGGCCCGGCCAGGCCGGUCGUGGGAGAUGAGCUCCUCGUCCGGGGCAAGCAUCGGGCAGCCGCCGCCGCCGCCGCCCGCGCCGCCGCCGGAGGAAGAGAAGAAGUGCCUCAACUCGGAGCUGUGGCACGCGUGCGCCGGCCCGCUCGUCUGCCUCCCCACCGUCGGCACCCGCGUCGUCUACUUCCCGCAGGGCCACAGUGAGCAGGUGGCAGCGUCGACGAACAAGGAGGUCGACGGGCACAUCCCCAACUACCCCAACCUGCCGCCGCAGCUGAUCUGCCAGCUCCAUGAUGUCACAAUGCAUGCGGAUGUGGAGACGGACGAAGUGUACGCGCAGAUGACGCUGCAGCCGCUCAACCCACAAGAGCAGAACGACGCGUACCUGCCCGCGGAGAUGGGAAUCAUGAGCAAGCAGCCGACGAAUUACUUCUGCAAGACGCUGACUGCGAGCGACACCAGCACGCAUGGCGGCUUCUCCGUGCCCCGUCGUGCUGCCGAGCGCGUCUUCCCCCCUCUGGAUUUCACACAGCAGCCUCCAGCACAGGAGCUUAUUGCACGGGAUAUUCAUGAUGUCGAGUGGAAAUUCAGGCAUAUCUUCCGAGGCCAGCCCAAAAGACACCUGCUGACUACUGGCUGGAGUGUGUUUGUCAGUGCUAAGAGACUUGUUGCUGGAGAUUCUGUGCUAUUCAUAUGGAAUGAGAAAAACCAGCUUUUGCUUGGAAUCAGACGUGCCAGCCGUCCACAGACUGUGAUGCCCUCUUCUGUUCUUUCAAGUGACAGCAUGCACAUUGGGCUCCUUGCAGCAGCAGCUCAUGCUGCUGCAACAAACAGCCGCUUCACAAUUUUCUAUAAUCCUAGGGCAAGUCCAUCAGAAUUUGUUAUACCCCUUUCGAAAUACAUCAAGGCUGUUUUUCACACGCGGAUAUCAGUUGGGAUGCGAUUCAGGAUGUUGUUUGAGACUGAGGAAUCUAGUGUCCGCAGGUACAUGGGGACAAUAACAGAAGUGAGUGAUGCUGACCCAGUGCGUUGGCCUAGCUCCUAUUGGAGAUCAGUGAAGGUUGGUUGGGAUGAAUCAACAGCAGGGGAAAGGCCACCUAGAGUUUCUCUGUGGGAAAUUGAGCCACUGACAACCUUUCCUAUGUAUCCAUCCCUGUUCCCACUGCGAGUUAAGCAUCCUUGGUAUUCAGGAGUUGCUGCUCUUCAUGAUGACAGCAAUGCUUUGAUGUGGCUGAGAGGAGUUGCUGGUGAAGGGGGCUUUCAGUCUUUGAACUUCCAGUCACCUGGUAUAGGUUCCUGGGGACAACAGAGGCUCCAUCCAUCCUUACUUAGCAAUGAUCAUGAUCAGUAUCAAGCAGUGGUUGCUGCAGCAGCUGCCUCCCAGUCCGGUGGUUAUCUGAAGCAGCAAUUCCUACACCUUCAACAGCCUAUGCAAUCCCCACAGGAGCAGUGCAAUCUCAAUCCGCUGUUGCAGCAACAAAUACUACAGCAAGCGAGCCAACAGCAGAUGGUUAGUCCUGAUGCUCAAAACAUUCAGUCCGUGCUCAGCCCAAAUGCUAUUCAGCAGCAGCUCCACCAACUCCAGCAGAUGCAGCAUGCUCAUAAUGACCAGAAGCAGAAGAUUCAACCAGAUCAACCGUAUCAAGUUCCUAGCAGUGCGGUUCUCCCAAGUCCAACAUCAUUACCAAGCCAUUUGCGUGAAAAAUUUGGCUUUUCUGAUCCUAAUGUGAACUCUUCUAGCUUCAUCAGCUCUAGCAGCAACGAAAACAUGCUGGAAUCAAACUUCCUUCAGGGAAGCUCAAAAUCUGUGGAUUUGUCUAGAUUCAACCAACCAGUAGUUAGCGAGCAGCAGCAGCAGCAGCAGCAACAGGCAUGGAAGCAGAAGUUUAUGGGCUCACAAUCGAUGUCUUUUGGGGGCUUGGUUUCGCUUAACUCACCCACUAGCAAAGAUGGUUCUGCUGACAACAAAAUUGGCCGUGAUGUGCAGAACCAGUCCCUUUUUAGCCCUCAAGUUGACUCUUCCUCCCUGCUGUACAAUAUGGUACCUAAUUUGACCUCAAAUGUUGCGGAUAAUAAUAUAUCAGUGAUUCCUUCUGGAUCAACAUAUCUGCAGAGUCCAAUGUAUGGUUGUCUGGAUGACUCUUCUGGUUUAUUGCAAAAUACAGGAGAGAAUGAUCCGGCAGCUAGAACUUUCGUUAAGGUUUACAAGUCAGGAUCAGUGGGGAGAUCCUUGGACAUCACCCGGUUCUCUAAUUAUGCUGAACUUCGAGAGGAACUGGGUCAGAUGUUCGGCAUCAAGGGUCAGUUGGACGACCCUGAUAGAUCAGGCUGGCAGCUUGUAUUUGUCGACAGGGAGAACGAUGUGCUUCUCCUUGGAGACGACCCAUGGGAGUCAUUUGUGAAUAGUGUAUGGUACAUCAAGAUACUUUCACCGGAGGAUGUGCAUAAGAUGGGAAAGCCAGGAAAUGAUCCACGCUACCUAUCUUAAAUUGAUACACGGAGCUCUUUCUGUUAUUUUUGCGCGAUGGUCUUAGUUACUGGGUUAUUAUGUCAGCAAGUUUAUGUAAGGUAUAGGGAUGGCAUAAUUAUCCAAUUAAAUGGUGUUGUCUGGAGCAGUCUGUUCGGUGUCAACCUAAAUGUACUAAAUGACUUUCCAUGAUAUGUUCCUAGUGGAAAUAUAGCUGUAUAGGUGCAACAGUUCCCUGAUUAGGCCAUUACUUAUGAAAGGACAAGUGUUCCUUGGCAGAUUAAUAAUGUCAGAAAGAGUCCUUAUAUGCUAUUCUUAAACCUUAACCCUCUGGAGUUGCUAUAAGAUAUUGUAUUUCGAUUGCGCAAAGCUGAAUUGCAGAUAAAGCCGUUGUGGUGAAGUAGUACCUACAAUUUGCAAAUAAAGCUAUUCUGAUGAAGUAGUACCUAAAACUUGUCUGGAUUUUCCCAAAAAUUUGAAGCCAAUGAUUUCUUGUAGCUAAGCAAAUGAUGAAAUUUUAGUACUCGGGAAGCCAUUUUAGACAGAUGACUUCUAUCUUUGUUAUGAAAGCUAACAGGUUAGAAGUACUCCCGAAUUUUCGAGGUACAUUUUUUUAUCUAAGGCAAUUGUUAACUUGUGUGUGUGUGGCUGACUUUAUGUCAUCAUAUACUUUGUUCUGCACACUACUCGACUAACAUGAUCCUAAUACUUUAUUUAGUUUGUUCUGCACACUAGUUUUUCCCUCAAUAGGGGUGAUAAUCCUUAACGAAGAAUAGAUUUGUUCCUAACAUCUUGGCUUGG